This is a messenger RNA of Drosophila busckii, 1161 nucleotides long. RefSeq lists its product as uncharacterized. NCBI's taxonomy places the organism in Eukaryota, Metazoa, Arthropoda, Insecta, Diptera, Drosophilidae. Bases 226 to 1125 code for a protein of 299 amino acids. The transcript has a single exon. The record is from RefSeq and is a predicted model, not a curated record.
UUUUGCUGUCCCAGCUGUUUGUCCUACCAGUAUAUUGAAAAUUUAAACAAAAAAAAAGUAGUAUAAAAUACAAAAGAUAAAAAUUACUAGCAAUGAAACCCGCUGAAAACUUUGUGUGCGAAAUACUGAAUGACGUCAACUAUAACUUCUGUGUAGGCAACAAGCGGGAGUGCAAUUCCAGUGUUAAUAAACGCACGUUUCGUUUGCUGCCUGUAGAGCCCAAAGAUGUCGCGUCCAAAGGCAGUGAACCAACAAACAGUUAUCGACGAUAUUUUAAGGCAGAUCAUAAAAGGCUCAGCGCUAAUGGCGCGUUGCGAAUCGAUGACCUGGCUGCUAGCCCAAGGCCAGCUACCCAUAUGGAGCCGUCGACUAGCGCACAACAUGGCGGGCAUAAUGCGUCAGGAAGUCACUAACAAGUGGUACAACUUUGAUGUGGAAAUAAGCGAACAUCUAUGGUCACUCUGGGGCGGCGUGCAUCCCAAAGCGAAUUGGUUUGAUAGUCAGGUGCGCGGACAACAGAAGCUCGGCUGCUGUGUUGUAGCCUGUUGUGCGGCCAGCGUCUUCGCCAGAUUGAGCGAUUGGAGCGAAAAGCUGCUCGACGCAAUUGUAACCAAUGGCGAUAAGUACUACAGAGAUAGCAUAGCGCAUACGCAGCAUUGGGAUAUAGAUUUGGGACAGGACGAUUUACCGAUGGAAUGCGAUUUCGAGGAUAUGCGCUUUCUAGUGCAGCUACAACUUAUGACCAAGGGUCGUAUCUACAAUUCACCUGCUCAGAAGGAAAUGAAUCUAAGCGAGGCUUUGGCUUACUUCUUUACGCGUUAUCAAUGGGGCAUACUAGUGUGUGAUGAUCGUCAUUUAGCCUUCGGUUAUACCAGCAGUUUGGAUGGCGGUUAUUUUCUCUACGACUGCAGCGAAUGGGAUAAACCCAUUUUUCCGGAUAAUAUGGGUGCCUCCUAUGUGCUGCGUGCCAAGGAAUUGUUAUUGCUCAUCUAUUGCAUUAUUAUUACGCUAAAUGUUCGUGAGAAAAAUGUAGAAUUUCGUCUCUACAGCGUGGACUUAAUGCGUAUGACAGUUAACAGCAAUGAUAGUCAACAGUCGUUGCAAGCAGUGGAAAGAAAAGAAUAAAGUCAAAGAAAAAUGAGCGAACAAGUAACAAAUAAA